This is a messenger RNA of Diceros bicornis minor, 1344 nucleotides long. It is a transcript of the gene IL7, whose product is annotated as interleukin 7. Gene Ontology annotation, biological process: immune response. The coding region runs from base 507 to 1040 and encodes 177 amino acids. The record is from RefSeq and is a predicted model, not a curated record. Gene Ontology annotation, cellular component: extracellular region. The transcript is spliced from 7 exons. NCBI's taxonomy places the organism in Eukaryota, Metazoa, Chordata, Mammalia, Perissodactyla, Rhinocerotidae. Gene Ontology annotation, molecular function: growth factor activity; interleukin-7 receptor binding.
CGCCCAGCUUUGCCAAGGCGGCUAGAGGUCAUCUGGAACUCUUUUGCCUCAAAUCGCUCUGACUCAGAAGGCUAGCUCGUUCCUCCCGCGGUGCCUUGGAAAUCCGCGCCCUCAUCUGGUCCUGGUCCAGGUGCACAAGAAGCGCUAGGGGAGGACGCAGGUGCCCAGGAGAGGGGGGCCGUGAAGGCGCCCCGGAGAGGAACUCAAAGAUCGAACCUGCGGACCAAGCGCAAAGUAGAAACUGAAAGUACACCGCCGGCUGAUCCUACGGAAGUUAUGGGAAAGGCAAAGCGCCGAGCCGGGCCGUGGUGUGUGCCGCCCCCCUUGGGAUGGAUGAAACAGCAGGCGCGGCGUGGGUGAGAGGAACCAGCAGCUGAGACGGCCCUCCCCGGCACCGCUCCCGGCACCUCCGCGGAAGACCAGGGUCCUGGGAGUGACUAUGGGCGGUGAGAGCUUGCUCCUGCAGCAGUUGCGGUCAUCAUGACCACGCCCGCCUCCCGCAGAUCAUGUUCCAUGUUUCUUUUAGGUAUAUCUUUGGAAUUCCUCCCCUGAUCCUUGUUCUGUUGCCAGUAGCUUCGUCUGAUUGUGAUAUUGAAGGUAAAGACGGCAAAGAAUAUCAGAAUGUUCUGAUGAUCAGCAUCGAUGAAUUGCUAGACAGCAUGAUAGAAAUUGAUAGCAAUUGCCUGAAUAAUGAAUCUAACUUUUUUAAAAAACAUUCAUGUGAUGAUAAUAAGGAACCUAUGUUUUUAUAUCGUGCUGCUCGCAAGUUGAAGCAAUUUCUUAAAAUGAAUAUCAGUGAGGAUUUCAAUCUCCACUUAUCAAGAGUUUCACAGGGCACAUUAAAAUUGUUGAAUUGCACUAUCAAGGUUAAAGGAAGAAAACCACCUUCCCUGGGUGAAGCCCAACCCACUAAGAAUUUGGAAGAGAAUAAAUCUUUAAAGGAACAUAAAAAACAGAAUGACUUGUGUUUCCUAAAAAUACUACUACAAAAGAUAAAAACUUGUUGGAAUAAAAUUUUGAGGGACGCUAAAGAACAUUGAAAAAUAUGGAGUGGCAAUGAAAACACAUGAACUUCAGUUGUAUCCUCCAAGAAUCUAUCUGCUCAUGCAAUUUUUCAGGGUAGAAUGCCUUCUAGAAGUUACUGAAUGGAUCCUGGUAAAAACGGAUGAGAGCAAUUGAGAAAUCCAUACUGUAGUACUAGAAGAUGGGCAUAAACAAGGGAAACUGAAUGCUGCAAUCAACAACUGUUUCAUAUGUUUGCAGACUUACACCAACCGGUGUUAAUUCUGUGCUGAUUUUUGUAAGACAAUCCAUGUAAGGAAUUAGUUGCAAUAAUACUUUUUA